Molecule: messenger RNA, 1878 nt
Organism: Laetiporus sulphureus 93-53
Lineage: Eukaryota; Fungi; Basidiomycota; Agaricomycetes; Polyporales; Laetiporaceae
Product: Gpi1-domain-containing protein
Exons: 12
Coding region: 208-1782 (524 amino acids)
Biological process (GO): GPI anchor biosynthetic process
Cellular component (GO): endoplasmic reticulum; membrane
Source: RefSeq, a predicted model, not a curated record
CAGCAUUUGGUCUCUCAUGGAUAUUUCUAUGGAUGGGGACAACAAUCCUUGCUAUGUGUAGCGGGUGUUCUGGAUGGCGAUACGGUACGAGAUCAUGCCAUGGUUCAGCAACUCACGCGCAAAUCACAUUAUGCGUACUUUUGAAACUAGGAUGAGGAUGCAGAAAGUGUACUCAAGGCCGCACUUCUGGAUGAUGAAUGGAGCUCCAUGCACUAUCUAUCCGCCGAUUCGAUCGUCUUCGGACGCUGUUCUUUCUCUCGAGAGGCUGUGGAACGUCGCCUAAAUGCGAUCCCAGUCGUUCAUUUUCUUGUAGCUCAAUUGAAUCGACGUCAUUUGCUCUUCGUGCACUACGAGCGACCAAGAAGAGAAGCCAUGCAAUUCUAUUCCUUGGAUUACAAUGCAAUGGACAUCCUUCCGUCUCGCAUAUCCGGAGAUACAGCUCAACUUGACUCACUACAAAACCCGGCUUUCCUAACUUGCGAUUUUACCAGACCAGCUCUCCAGACUGGUCCUCAGUUAAACCAAGCAGUCAUUGAUCAGCUCAACGUUGCACAAUUAUUAGCGGAUGCCGUCGAUCGAGCCUCGAAGGGCCGCAUCAUUGUCUCACAUGUGUCUGCGUUUUCAGAGCCCGUCCAACCUCUCAUCGCUUCAAACAGGAACCCUGCUGCAUACACGAAUCAGAUGUUGGCGAUCCUAAGGAACUUAUCGACAACCGUCGAGCAGUUCGAUAUCCGCUUUGAGCAGGGGGCUUUCAUGCUGGCGCAGGCACCUGUCAUCUAUCGUGGCCACAAUUGGCGUACGACGGACUCGAUCUCUCGAUAUGUCAAGUUCUAUAACUGCCUGUGGCUCGUACUCAACGAUAUCAUUAUCGGUGUCGCAUUGGGCUCAUUCUUGUGUGAGAACGACCUGGCGCUUGCUCAAUGGCUACAACAUUACACUCAGUACUAUCUCGUUGAAUGUGCCCAACGGGCAUUAAUCUGGCUGAAUAGCUGGCCAGCGGGGCUUAAGCUCAAUACUGAAUUGAGCCAAUUCUAUUGCCAAACUCUACUCGGGAUUAUCUUCGUAUGGGGGAAAGUGCUGCAGGAGGCGGCGCCAUACUUCCCGUGGCUGUUCUGGAUGACGGGUGUCAUGGGCAGCUGUGGCAUGACGAUGAUCGUGUCUCUUUUGUCUGACACGCUCAGUCUUCUCACGUUGCACCUGAAUGUCUGCUACCUGCUGUCUGCCACCGCAUUCCGGCAUGAGCUGCAACUGGCUGGUUCCCUUUGGAAUCUCUUCCGCGGAAAGCGGUUCAACGUCCUUCGAAACCGGCUGGACUCGUGGGACUACGACCUUGACCAGUUACUCCUGGGAACGAUCCUCUUCACCCUUGUGGCUUUUCUUUACCCGACGGUUUUGACAUACUACGCGCUAUUUGCGACUGUACACUUCGUGAUUAUCAUGCUUCAUGCAUCGUUGGACACAAUAACAGCACUGCUCAAUCACUUUCCUCUAUUUGCCCUCAUGCUGCGCGUGAAGGAUCCGAUGCGCCUUCCAGGACGCAUCGCUUUUAGACCGUUAACUACACAACAAGGAUCCUUGGUCCUGGAGAGCCAACCAGCUCCUCUCUCGUUGAUCUUCAUGCAUUACGCCCAUCUCUGGUCGCGCCUAUCAUCGCAUUACCAUCCACUGAGGAUCUUGCGCCUGCUCACGUCUGGGCAGAGACUCACGCUAAUUCCUCGAUCUUCGAUACGAUUCAGUAUGAUACCUACAAAAGGUGGCGGGGAUGCAAGAGGUAAUGGAUGAUGCCGCACUGCAUAGAUGAGAUAUAAAUUGAUGAUGUAAUGUCCAUUGAGUGUACUUCCAGUGUCCGAAAUGAUGACCUUCGAGCAAGGUAGAGCA